Molecule: messenger RNA, 3577 nt
Organism: Sinocyclocheilus anshuiensis
Lineage: Eukaryota; Metazoa; Chordata; Actinopteri; Cypriniformes; Cyprinidae
Product: 85/88 kDa calcium-independent phospholipase A2-like
Exons: 18
Coding region: 36-2495 (819 amino acids)
Biological process (GO): cardiolipin acyl-chain remodeling; positive regulation of ceramide biosynthetic process
Cellular component (GO): mitochondrion
Molecular function (GO): protein binding; long-chain fatty acyl-CoA hydrolase activity
Source: RefSeq, a predicted model, not a curated record
UGAACCAGCUAAUCAAGGUUGCCUUCCAGGUCACCAUGCAGUUCCUGGGCCGUAUCCUGGACACGGUGAGCUCCGUGUCGACUCUGUUCUCCAACCCGUACCGUGUGAGAGAUGUGCAGUUGUCGGAUUAUAAUGGCAAAGUGCUACUGAAACAGGAGGGCAGGCUGGUCCUGUACAAGAACCAACAGAGCCAUUCAUGGGACUGCCUGCUUCUCUGCCCCGAGUCUUCAUCUGUGGCUCUGAGGAUGUUCCAGGUAGCUUCAGAGGAAAACGCCAUGAAUUGGUUUCCUCAGUAUGCCCUCAAACUCCGCCCAUUUUAUGAGAUGCUCCGCCUACCGCUGAAACCUGAAAUGUUCCAGCCAAUCGUGGACUGCGUGCGGAAUCACCCCGACUGGAGCUCGGCUCACAUCGCCGUGGAUACUGGACUGAGAGACUGUCUCAAACACAAUUACGUUUUGAGUCAGAUGAACGCCCGUGACGCCCAGGGUCAGACCCCGCUGCACCUGGCGUGCGAGAGAGGAGAUGUGGGCUGCGUACGCGGGCUCCUGGAGGAGUGUCAGGCUCGCACAGACAUCAAGGACAAGAACGGAGAGACGCCCAUGCACUGCGCUGCUAAACAAGACUCUGCUGUUAUUAUAGAGAUUUUGUGUGCACAGAUGUGCGUGGGUAUGAACGAGUUGAACGCCGCCGGGGAAACACCAAUGCACAUUGCAUGCCGUCUCGGGAGGGUCGAGGUGGUCAAGGGCCUGCUUGGGGGCGGAGCCUGCUGUGACGUCAUGGGAAGCAAUGGCUAUCCGAUCCACACCGCCGUGAAGUUUAGUGAGAAAAGUUGUGCCGAAGCAAUUUUAAACACCAACCCAAAUCAACUUCUGGCGGAGGAUCCGAUUUACGGCGGAACGCCUCUUCACUGGGCCAAGACUGCCGAGAUGAGCCGUGUGCUGCUGGACCGAGGAUGUAACGUCAGCUACCUGAGUAAGACCGGAGAGAGUCCAUUACACAUCCUGACCAAGAGGGGGCGCUUUGAGGCCGCAAUGACGCUGCUGACCCAUGGAGCCGACCCCAACAUUAAGGGUCAGGAUGGAAACACAGCACUGCACCUCGCCAUGAAGUUGGACCACAUGGACCUGAUCAAAGCUCUCAUGGUGUUUGGAGCAGAUGUCGAGGUUCACAAUGAUCUUGGAGAGACACCGGGACUCAUCGCUGCUCGUACCAGCAAGGGGCCCAACCGUAAGGUGCUCUUGAACAUGCUGUUUAGUGUAGGGGCUGAGCGGUGCCACCCCCCCUCCCUCAACAGCCCUAUCCUCAGUGUCAACAAAGCUCCGCCUCCUGGCAUAGGGUUUGAUGACAUCUUGAAUGUGGCAGUAGCUGUCACGGCCAUGAGUCGUGGAUUUGCAGAGGUUGAUGGGCUCAAGACAGGAAGCAAGAAAAUGGACAGAUUGCUGUGUCUAGACGGUGGAGGAAUAAAGGGACUGGUUCUGAUCCAGAUGUUGAUCGCUUUGGAGAAGGAGGCAGGACGGCCCAUCAGGGAACUCUUUGACUGGGUGUCUGGGACUAGCACUGGCGGCAUACUGGCCCUAGCAAUUGUACACGGUAAAUCGAUGGAGUAUCUGCGCUGUCUGUACUUCAGGAUGAAAGAACAGGUAUUUAAAGGUUCUCGACCAUAUGAGUCUGGCCCUCUGGAGGAAUUUCUCAAGAAUGAGUUCGGAGAAAAUACCAAGAUGACGGACGUCACACACCCCAGAGUAAUUGUGACUAGCGUUCUUGCAGACAGACACCCUGGAGAACUGCAUCUGUUUCGUAAUUACGACCCACCAGCCCUGCAAAGAGACCCUCCGUACACAUCUACAGCCACAUUUCAACCCCUUACUGUGCCGCGAGGAUGGGAGGACGAAGAUCUUUUGGUAGUAGGAUAUACUCGACCCCCCAGAAAGCGUAGGAAGGUGACGGAUGAAGAGCAAUUAGUUUGGCGUGCUGCCCGCUCCAGUGGAGCUGCUCCUACAUACUUUCGACCAAUGGGCCGUUUUCUGGAUGGAGGGCUGCUGGCCAAUAACCCAACGCUAGAUGCCAUGUCAGAAAUACACCAGUACAACAAAGCCCUGAAGGCACAGGGCCGUGAAUCAGAGGUGUGCAGGUUAGGUGUGGUCGUCUCAUUGGGCACUGGUAAACCUCCUCAGGUGGCGGUGAACUCGGUGGACGUUUUCAGGCCUUCCAAUCCACUGGAGCUGGCCAAGAGCUUUGUUGGUGUCAGAGAACUGGGCAAGAUGCUUGUGGACUGUUGUACAGACUCGGAUGGGUGUGCAGUGGACCGAGCCCGAGCGUGGUGUGAGAUGGCCGAUAUAAACUAUCACAGGUGGAGUCCUCCGCUGUCUCAGGAGGUGAUGCUGGAUGAGGUCAGUGACGCUGUGUUAGUUGACAUGCUGUGGGAGACUCAGAUGUACCUGUACGAGCACAGAGAUGUCAUACAGACCCUCUGCCAGCAGCUGCUGCAGCUCUGACAACAGCUUCCAGACUGAGGCUGAUCAACAGGGUUUGGUGGCUUAAUAUGCAAUAAUGAAUCUGUUUACAUUAGUGUGUGUAUGUUGUUCUGACAUGUUCGAUUUAUUUAAAGGCAGAAUAUUCAUAAAAAUAUCUAUUUAAUUAUAACAUGCUUUCGCCAUAUGUCAUAAAUACCAAAUUGGACCAAGGUUAAUGCAGUAUAACAACAUACAUGAAGGAUUCAGAGUGUCAUUUUAUAGGAACUUCCACUACCCAAGCCAAUAUUUGAACUGCGAGAUAUUUUUAUAUUGCAUUACAUUUUAUAUAUGCUAAAUUGCUCAGUUAACAUGUUCUAUGUUUGACAUUUGCAUUAAGGUGAACUAAAAAGGAAGUGAGUAGGUGCUUCCGUUGAAGCAAUGUUUUUACUCAUUAUUUAUCAAUAUAUCCAUUCAUUUCGUUCAUUUUAUCAUGUGUGACAUUUAUAGAGAAAUUGACACUUUUUCUGGAAUUUUCUUGUGAGAGUCAUGGGUCAAAGUAUAGCCACUGUGAUUGAAUACUGAGUACUUCCUUGCAUUUACUAUUUGUUAUGCAUUUAUCUAUACACUUGAAAUGAUCUUCAUAGCGUUUCUGUGUGCUGUCUCUCGUGUGUUAUUUGCGAUAUGUAACCUUGCAUACUUGAACAUUUUUAAGCUGCAAGCCUGCAACUGAUAAAUUCUCUGUCUGUGAAGUGUAGAAAUGAUGAACUAAGAUAAUGUAUAAUAUACUGAAGUUUUUAACAACAUAUAUGCAUCAAGUAUAACUUGAAAACCUCUUGUAUUUCUCAUUAGCCUUGUUGUAUUUUUGUUUGGUUUAUUGAUAAAUUUACAGUUAAUUUUUCUACAAAAAAACGUGGUGAUAACUUGACACUGGACCUACAGAUCUGUUGUUCAGAGACCAAAAUAAGCAUUUAUUCACUUUAUACGUAUAACCUGCUGCUAUGGCACUGAUUUGAAACCUUUUACUUAAGUGAUAUAAACUUGAAAUAAAAAGCACAGAUAAUUAUUCAAACUGGGAUUAGGUCUGGUAUUUUGUAUAUGUGAAAUAAAAAUGGUAAAAUUUUCAU